Molecule: messenger RNA, 2276 nt
Organism: Paramuricea clavata
Lineage: Eukaryota; Metazoa; Cnidaria; Anthozoa; Malacalcyonacea; Plexauridae
Source: the annotation of a GenBank genome assembly
AUGGAAAUAACCUCGGUAAUCAUGGUACUGUAUGUCAAGAAAUUAGUGAUUAACUGUCCCUGCACGCCUCUGGAGGUUUGUGAAAGUCUCUCGGGCCCUUGUGACAUUCACAAACUCUUGUGGCUUGGAAAUUUAAUCACUAAUUCCCACACAUGUUGUGGUGUUAAUUAGAAAUAUUUCCCAUUUCCAAGAAAUGUGACGUUUAUAGAACUGAGCAGACCUUAUUUGUGUUAUCAAUGGUUUAUGCUUUUAAUAAUUAAUGUAUUAAUUAAUAAAAGCCUAAAAAUCACAUAACCCUCCGGACUGCAGAACAAAACUGUCCAACACUAGGCAUGAUGAAACGCAUGUCUACAUAGAACUGAUUAGUUUUGUUGCACUUCAGGCAAAUCAGUCGGGGUCAAGCAAUGCAAUGGAGUUGGAUGGAGCCAAGCAAUGCUUCAAAUUUAUCACUGAAAAAGGUUUGAAAGUGUCAUCCUUUAUCAGUGAUCGCCACUUAGGUGUUGCUAAAUGGAUUCGUGAAACCCAUCCUGAUGUACAGCAUUAUAAUGACCUUUGGCAUGUAAAUAAGAGUUUGAAGAAGUUGUUUGAUGCUAGCAAGGAAAAAGGAAACGAGGCGAUACAACUUUGGAUGAAAGCUAUCAGUGUCAUUUAUACUGGUGUGCCUGUUCUACAAGACAGGGUUUUGGUGAAAUGAUUGUUGCCAAAUGGGUGUCAUUGAUUCGGCACAUUUCAAACAAACAUAAAGAUCACCCUGAUGAGCUUGAUACUGAAUGUGCACAUGGUGAGGUUGAGCCACGAGCAUGGAUCCCAGUGGGUAAGUUUACGAAAUAAAAAUCUAACUUGACUCACAAGGGUAAGUACUUAGUCUUGCAAUGUCACAAGAUGUCCUUAUGACAGUAUGACUAGGCCUACAGUACCUCGCCUGUGUAUAUUAGUUCCAAAUGCCUAUCCUGGUGAUAACAAUAUGUACAGUAGAACAAUAUAUUAAUGUACAAUAACAACCCAAAUGGUCACAGAUGUACAUGCAUAUAUGAGUUUUACUACCGGUAUUUUACUCUCCCCAACAUUUGUAUUUAUUAAAGCUGUAAGGUGAAACCACUUGAGCAUUAUAGUUCAAUUUCUAUUAUUGUUGACAGGUACAUCAACUCAUGACAGAUUGUCCAUGAUUUUGUUGGACACAAAGAGAUUGGCUGAUAUCAAGAUACUUUCUUGUGAUGGUCAAACCAGUUGCCUUGAAGGAUUUCACUCAACCCUCAACCACUGGCACCCUAAGAUGCAACAUUUUUCUUGGCUAGGCACAUACUGCAGGUAUAGUUACACAAAUAGAAUAGAUAUUUAUGGCACUACAGGUUUAUCGUCCAUGGCUUUCAUGGUCAAUUGAAACAGACGUACAGUACAAACCUACAGUAUAAAAUUACAUGAAGUGUGUAAGGUUGGUUUAGUUUAUGUAAGUUUAGAUCAAUUGAGGUAUACCACACUGCAUAUACAUCAUGUGCAAGGAGUUUCUUCAAGUAACUGUGACUAUACUCACUACUGUACAUACUACAUAGCCUUCUGAUGAAGGACCUUUGCUUAAAAUGUUAAAGUUCUUUCUCAUCAUACAGGAAGUUCAUCCAAUAAUCUCAUCACAGUUAUCAUUUUUUAAACACUUUUUAGACAUAUUUUGGCAAUUCUUCAUUUUAAUGAGAACUUGAAUCGAGAAAAGAGAAAGACUGCAGGUGGUGCAUCAUAUUAUAAUGUUGUGUUCCCAAAGUUUAAGCUUGGUGAGGAGGUUGUCCGGGAAGUUGCCAUCCAUCCUACAUAUAGUAAGUAGUGAUAAUACAAUAUGUUAUUUAGAUACAAUUAUUCCAUAAAAUAGUAGUUCAAUAUUAAAUUUAUGCAACUGCUUGUUACCCCAUGAAUAUGCAAAAAUCUCUCCUAGAAACUACUUAACAGUACUUAGUACUUUCUCUAUUGGCAUGCAAAAGAAGCGAAGAAGCAUGGAGACACUAUUACACCCUCCAUGUAAGAAAAUUAUACAAAGUAAUUUAUAUAACUAUAGAAUAUUACCCGCCUGGUGUCUCACACUUUGAAUGUUUAAUACUUUAAUUCCAAUGUAAAGUUUAUUUGUAUUCUAUGUUUAAGUGCCAGAGCAACAAGAACAACCAGAAAAGAUUAAACAAGCAGCAGCCGAAGCAGCAGCAGCAGAAGCUGCAGCCAAACAGAAAAAGAAAACUCCACACUGUCAAAAGUGCAAAAAAACAAUGAAGGGGCAUCCAUGUGGUCAUUGCAAGUAA